UCACCUCCAAUUGCGGAUGGGAAGUAGCUCGUCUUCUCCGGUUGCAUCACCCACAAGACAUUUGUCCUCUAUUUCUCUUUGAUAUUGGCUAUGGCAGUUCCAAAGGUAAAGCUGGGGCCUCAGGGCUUGGAAGUCUCAAAGCAGGGGCUUGGAUGCAUGGGAAUGUCCCAUAAAAUUUAUGGCCCUCUAAAGCCCGAGGCCGAAAUGAUCGAUCUCAUCCGCAAGGCUGUUGAUUCUGGUGUCACAUUCCUGGAUACAUCGGAUGUCUAUGGGCCACAUACCAACGAAGUUCUUGUUGGAAAGGCAAUUCAAGGCAUUCGGGACAAGGUGCAGCUCGCUACAAAGUUUGGAAUAACUAUUCCCGAAAGCGGCAAGUUGAGUGGUAUGGCCAUCCGAGGGGAUCCCGCUUACGUCCGUGCCGCUUGCGAGGCCAGCUUGAAGAGGCUCCAGGUCGACUACAUUGAUCUCUACUACCAGCACCGCGUUGAUCAGAGUGUUCCCAUCGAGAUCACGGUUGGAGCGAUGAAAGAGCUCGUUGAGGAAGGAAAGGUGAAAUACUUGGGACUUUCCGAAGCAUCUGCUGAAGAUAUCCGCCGCGCUCACGCCAUCCAUCCAAUCACUGCAGUCCAGCUUGAAUGGUCUCUAUGGACUCGUGACAUUGAGGAGGAAGUAGUUCCAACUUGCAGGGAGCUAGGAAUUGGAAUCGUUCCAUACAGUCCUCUAGGACAAGGAUUUUUUUCGGGGAAAACAGUGGCGGAGGAAAUUGGGGACGGAGAUUUCCGAAAGACCAUUCCAAAGUUUCAAGGAGAGAACUUGGAGCGCAACAAAGUCAUAUACGAAAAGCUUUGCAAGAUAGCUGCGAAGAAGGCGUGCACUCCGGGGCAGCUUGCUCUGGCUUGGGUCCAGCACCAAGGUGACGAUGUUGUUCCCAUUCCAGGCACCACCAAGCUCCAAAACUUUGAAGAGAAUCGAGCUUCUCUUGGAGUGUCUCUCUCCAAGGAAGAUCUAGAGGGGAUUGAGAGCGUGGCGUCUCCCGGUUCUUUCCAAGGAGAAAGAGUUAGCAACACUUUUAAGACAACUACAUGGCGUUUCUCGUCACCACCUUUGCCGCAGUAGAUUAGGUUGACAUGAAAGCUCAGCUACAUUUCUUUCUCCAUUUCUGAGAACAGUACUGUUAUAUUAAAACAAAAUUUAUACGUUUAAAUCAAA
Messenger RNA from Selaginella moellendorffii, 1209 nucleotides. Its product is annotated as auxin-induced protein PCNT115. The coding region runs from base 91 to 1116 and encodes 341 amino acids. The transcript has 5 exons. The record is from RefSeq and is a predicted model, not a curated record. NCBI's taxonomy places the organism in Eukaryota, Viridiplantae, Streptophyta, Lycopodiopsida, Selaginellales, Selaginellaceae. Gene Ontology annotation, cellular component: cytoplasm.